Nakaseomyces glabratus is the source of this 2412-nucleotide messenger RNA. It is a transcript of the gene ALR1, whose product is annotated as Mg(2+) transporter ALR1. Gene Ontology annotation, biological process: intracellular magnesium ion homeostasis; magnesium ion transmembrane transport. Lineage: Eukaryota; Fungi; Ascomycota; Saccharomycetes; Saccharomycetales; Saccharomycetaceae. The record is from RefSeq and is a predicted model, not a curated record. Gene Ontology annotation, cellular component: plasma membrane. Gene Ontology annotation, molecular function: magnesium ion transmembrane transporter activity.
AUGUCUUCUUCUAGUGAAUCGGAGCCGCACUCUCCGCAGCUUUCGCACACUUCUGUGGCAGAGUCUAUGGUUUCCAUGAACACUGAGGAUCACAAUGAGUUGUAUGACCACAGGCAGCACAUUAGUGUUCCUCCGCGGUUAGGCCAGGAUUCUCCUGGGAGUUCCAAUCUUAAUGCGAGGCAUAUGAUGCUUGAUGAUAGAGCUAAUGAAGAUUUUGGUUUUAUGAACAUUGAAGGGGCAGACUCUGAUUGCGAGCCACUGGGGAAGGACCACCACAAAUUAAGGUCUACAGCUUUACAAAAUUCUAAUGCGAGACCUUCUAGAUUGGCCCACACAGUUAACCACCAGGAAGUUGUCCAACCUGCGACAAUCACAACCGACAAUAGUGAGUUGAAGAAGAAUGUCUCAGCAAUUUCGGCUUCUCCACCAACAAAGACUCGAAGACAGUCCAAUACAUUUUCACUUACAGACAAGAAACCGCUAAAGAGGACCAUGUCAAGGCAUAACUCCGUGAAUUCUGCUGUGUCAUCUUCAAAUAGGCUUAACUUGGCUGCUGUUUCGAGAAGCAUUUCCCACAAGUCGGUAGAUGAUGAUAACCUCAAACGUAAGAUUACGAGGGCAUCGUUUAGUAGCGACAAUUCUCAGGCAUCCAGAGAGUCUCAAGAGACCGAGGAAGAUGUUUGCUUCCCUAUGCCUCCACAGUUACAUAGCCGUGUUAAUGGCAUAGACUUUGACGAACUAGAGGAAUUUGCAGAGCAAGUCAACGAACAGAAAAAGCUAUGUGAAAUUUCCUUGAGUGCACAGAAGAGUGGCUCAAACGGAAUUCAAGCCUCUGGCUCUUCAUCAUCCGCUAAUUCUUAUAUGUCAGAAGCAGCUCUCAAAUAUACUCCAAAACAUUUAAGAAAAGACCUCUCUCCUCCCAAAUCUGAGUCCCUUAACAGUAACUCAUCCAAUUCUCCUGAUUCUAACCAACCCCAAGGUGUCUCAUUUGGUAAUAACAAGAUUGAAGGUGAAGAUGAGCCAUACGAAGAAAAACCCCAAGCUUAUACCCAAACUCCCGAAAACCAAUUCUACGGAGACGGGAGUUUUAAAGCUCCUGACAGAUUUUCUUUCUUCUCAUCAGAAAUGGAAGAAACGAUACAUGCCACAGAUAUAGCAAACUUAGUGACACCAGGGCAGUCAUUCUUUGACCUCUUCAGGGGCGGAGAGCCAACGUGGUGGCUAGAUUGUAGCUAUCCUACUGAUGAUGAAAUGAGAUGUCUUGCAAAGGCUUUUGGCAUCCAUCCUUUGACUGCUGAAGAUAUUAGAAUGCAAGAAACUCGUGAGAAAGUGGAGUUAUUUAAGUCCUACUAUUUUGUUUGUUUCCAUACAUUUGAAAAUGAUAACGAAUCUGAAGAUUUCCUAGAGCCAAUCAAUGUAUAUGUGGUUGUAUUUAGAUCAGGUGUUUUGACAUUUCACUUUGGACCCAUUUCACAUUGUGCUAAUGUUAGAAGACGUGUGAGACAGCUGCGAGAUUAUGUCGACGUGAACUCUGACUGGCUUUGUUAUGCUCUGAUUGAUGAUAUUACCGAUAGUUUUGCUCCAGUUAUUAGAUCGAUAGAGCUAGAAGCGGACUCAAUUGAAGACUCCGUGUUUAUGGCAAGAGACUUGGAUUUUGCUGCGAUGUUACAAAGGAUCGGUGAAAGUAGGCGCAAAACGAUGACUUUAAUGAGAUUACUAAGUGGCAAAGCAGAUGUCAUCAAAAUGUUCGCCAAGAGAUGUCAAGAUGAGGCUAAUGGUAUCGGUCCUGCAUUGACGUCUGAGGUCAACAUAGCAAAUCUAACUUCAAGCAGUGACCCUAAUGUCAAAUAUAUGCAGAAAUUGCAAAUGAAUACACAACCAAGAGGUGAUAUCGCGCUGUAUCUAGGUGACAUCCAGGAUCAUUUACUGACAAUGUAUCAAAACUUAUCAGCUUAUGAAAAGAUUUUUUCUAGAUCACAUACCAACUACUUAGCACAACUUCAAGUGGAAUCCUUCAACUCCAACAACAAAGUCACAGAAAUGCUUGGUAAAGUGACUAUGAUAGGUACUGUAUUAGUACCACUGAACCUAAUAACUGGUCUUUUCGGUAUGAACGUCAAAGUUCCAGGGCAGGACACCAGUAUUGCAUGGUGGUUUGGCAUUCUUGGCGUGAUGAUCGGAAUUGCAAUUUGUUUAUGGUUCCUCGCAUCACUAUGGAUCAAAAGUCUUGUCCCCCCAGCUACCUUAAACGAGGCCGCUGAAAGUGGAGCCAAGUCAAUUCUCUCUAGUUUCAUCCCCCGGGGACCUAAAAACGAGAAUGACCCAAAAUACUCGCGAGGCAGAUCAAAAUACGGAGGCCCCUCCAACCGUUCGAUAGCAAGUCUGCCAAGCAAAUACAGCAGAUAUGAUUAA